Hemibagrus wyckioides is the source of this 3897-nucleotide messenger RNA. Its product is annotated as phosphoribosyl pyrophosphate synthase-associated protein 1. The transcript has 11 exons. The record is from RefSeq and is a predicted model, not a curated record. NCBI's taxonomy places the organism in Eukaryota, Metazoa, Chordata, Actinopteri, Siluriformes, Bagridae. The coding region runs from base 298 to 1407 and encodes 369 amino acids. Gene Ontology annotation, cellular component: ribose phosphate diphosphokinase complex; cytoplasm. Gene Ontology annotation, molecular function: ribose phosphate diphosphokinase activity; magnesium ion binding. Gene Ontology annotation, biological process: 5-phosphoribose 1-diphosphate biosynthetic process; purine nucleotide biosynthetic process.
UUGUCUCUGGUAGCAGCAUAAACCUGGGGUAGAAAAAGAAGAAAAAUAAACGACUGGUUGUUUGGAAACACACAACCGCAGAAUGUGGAAACUGGAACAGGGUUUUAUAUCUGUAUCGCUUAAGGGUCUUGUUCUGGUGUUUAUUCUGAAGUUUUAAUGUCACUGUGCUUAUUGUGGCUUCGUCACAUUCAACAGUAGACAAAAAGAGAGAUAAAAUCUUACUCUCUCAUCCUGACGGAAUACCUUAUAAUACAAAGUUGUUAGAAAAUUAUUAGAAAGCGUUUACUUUUGUUCAGAAUGAACGUGCCGAAGAGUGGUUAUCGAGUCUUCUCCGCCAACUCCACUGCGGCAUGCACCGAGCUGGCUAAGAAGAUUACGGAGCGUCUUGGCGUGGAGUUGGGCAAGUCUGUUGUUUACCAGGAGGCAAACAGAGAGACUAGAGUUGAUGUGAAAGAGUCUGUUCGAGGCCAAACCAUCUUUAUCAUCCAGACCAUUCCCAGAGAUGUUAACACGGCCAUCAUGGAGCUGCUGGUCAUGGCAUAUGCACUCAAGACCUCCUGCGCCAAAAACAUUAUCGGAGUUAUCCCUUAUUUUCCGUAUAGCAAACAGUGCAAGAUGAGGAAGAGGGGAUCCAUAGUGUGUAAACUGUUGGCAUCCAUGCUCGCCAAAGCAGGUUUAACACACAUCAUCACUAUGGACCUACAUCAGAAGGAGAUCCAGGGUUUCUUCAGUUUCCCGGUUGAUAACCUGCGUGCUUCUCCAUUCCUUCUACAGUACAUUCAAGAAGAGGUCCCUGAUUACAGAAAUGCCAUCAUUGUUGCAAAGUCUCCCUCUGCUGCAAAAAGGGCUCAGUCGUAUGCGGAGCGUCUGCGUCUGGGCCUGGCUGUAAUUCACGGGGAGGCUCAAUGUUCUGAAUCAGACAUGGCAGACGGACGACACUCUCCCCCUUGUGUGCGCAACACUACAGGCCACCCAGGCCUUGAGCUGCCAUGCAAGCAACAAGCUCCGUUCCCUGGCAUAGAGCUUCCAAUAAUGAUGGCCAAGGAGAAACCACCCAUCACAGUGGUGGGAGAUGUUGGAGGACGCAUCGCCAUCAUUAUCGAUGACAUCAUUGAUGACGUGGAAGACUUUGUGGCAUCAGCCGAGAUCCUGAAGGAGAGAGGAGCCUAUAAGAUCUACAUCAUGGCUACCCAUGGCCUGCUGUCAGCCGAUGCGCCACGCCUCAUCGAGGAGUCUGCCAUAGACGAGGUGGUGGUGACGAAUACCGUCCCACAUGAGGUGCAGAAGCUGCAGUGCCCGAAGAUCAAGACAGUGGACGUGAGCAUGAUCCUGGCCGAAGCCAUCCGCCGCAUCCACAACGGCGAGUCCAUGGCCUACCUGUUUCGCAACAUCACUGUAGAUGAUUAGGCUGAGUUGUGACCUCACUGUGGAAGGGACGUCUGUACAAAGCAUAGAGGAGGUACUUCCUCCUCUUCUGCAUGUGCUAGGAGUGCCAGGUUUUCUUUCAAAAGUAUUAUUUAAACCAAUAAUAUUAGCUUAUUUAAAUCUAUAAGAAAUAAACCGUUUGAGGCCAGGUUAAACACAAAGUUAAGUUACAUUUUAGGAACUGACAGUCACUGUUAAAAUAUGAAGGGAGUCUCUUUUAGCACUUCUGCACUACUAUAAGCGAUGCAGCUUUAAAAGGCUGCAGCAGCACCUAAUACAUAUGCAUAUGAGUCCUGAUGCUUUGCUGAAGUAGCCUGCCAGAUAAGUGGCAUUCGGUCAGAACUGAUUUGUAUACGCAAAUGUUAUAGUUUAUUUCAGAAAGCGCUUUAAUGAAAUAAAAAAUUAGUGCGUGAGCCAAUGUGACCUAAAACUCUAGAGCUAUAGAUAAGCAUUGUGAUGAUUUGUUUAUUAUAAGAGUGGAUAGCUCUUAAGUCCAUAAAUGUAAGCAAAAAAAAACAAAAAACGUGCAUGUCUUUGCAUCCAAGCCAUGUGGUUUCUGUCAUCUUACUGUUGUGUUCCGAUACUUUAGGUCUUGUGCACAUUUAUCAGGCUCUUUAUAGACUCUUAUUAGUUUAUAUCGACAUGAUCACAGUUUGUUUCUCUACACAUUCAGCACUCACUUUUCACAUUGUUCUUUGCAACGUCUCCCCCAUCACUUCCACUUCCUGUUCACAGCUCAUUCCUGUUGUGUGGCAUUUAGACAGGUGGUGAGUGAGUGUGACUCUGCGAGAGCAACAGUAGUUGCUUUGGCAACUGUAUUCAAAGUUAGUUCCUUGUUAUUCUUUUUCUAUCUGCUGGCCUUCCCCAGCUCAUCUGGGCCACAUUCCAACUAUUCAAAACGGAUGAUUUUGUUUUGUGAAAUUCUGUCACUGAAGUUGAUUUAUAAUCAUAUUUUUGUAAAUAAAGAAAACGGCUGAAUUUUUCAGAGCUUCACUGUGUCUUUAUUGAAGUACAUAUGAAUCAGAAACCUUUAACCAUGAGCACUUUCUUUGAAAUAUAUCAUCUGUACUCAUCACCAUUAUCAUCACCAUAUACCAGUUCAAUAUAAUCACAGUCCUCCUGAACAGAUCCCAUUCCUCACAUUCCAGUACAGCUUUGUUCAUAUAGUGAAUUUUUUUUUUUUACAUUUUAUAGUGGUCAUCUCCGUUUAGAGUUUGAACUAAUUAAAACACUCUCCGACUGGUCACUAACAGGAGCUCGCUCUAUAUGAUUUAGUCACAGACCCUUUACUUGCUCAGAACUCCUCAGGUUAACUCUGAGGGGACACUGAGGAGCUUAGACCAAGUCAAGGGGCAAAGACAUCGACUCGUAUAAGUUUUGCAGGGUACUUGCUACCUUACAACAAUUCCAAAUACAGCAGCAAUAAUGUCUUUUUUACUCUUCUUUCCUCAACACAUAGUUCAACUCAGCAUGUAAUUAUAAAAGUCUUAUAUAAUAGGUUAAGAAGUGGUCAAGCUUCACAACAUUUAAACCUGUUUAAAGAAUUAAGAGCUUUGAGAAAACGCAACCGUUUUUGUCUAUGUUUAAGACUCACCUGCGUGUGGUAGGCUCAAGCAGUCUGGGUGUCAAAUGCAAACUGACCCAGGUGAACCAGAUAGGCAGCUGUGUGUUUUAACCAGACUUUUAAGAGGAAGUACAGUGCUGACAUUAAUAUUACUUCCCGUUUCAGCUCAGGGGAACAAUACACCUUGUCUCAGAAAGGGGAAAUGUGUUGUGUGUAACUGUGUGUCGGUGUAACUGUCUGUGCUGUAUGAAGUAGGUGUAGUGUGGACAGGCAUCUCGGUCAGUCUGUGUGUAUGUCUGGAUCUGACUGCUUAGUCUAGGGCAUGAUAUAGCGCUGUUACAGAUCGCAUGAAAGCAGCGGUAUAUUCUAUAUCUUUACUUGUUGCUACAGAAACUGGUAUGUGAAUAACAAUGAAAGAGACAUGCUAAAUCUGUCAUCCUGACCUGUUUGUGGGUCUGAAUGCAUUUAACAUGAUUAAACUUUGUAGUGUUUGGUAGGUUUGUCUGGAUAAGAAUAUCCCUUACAGAGAAUGGGAAACCUGACAUUCUUUAUUUUUUAUUUUUCUCUCUAAAGACCAUUCUUCAGUAUAAGAAGCAAUAGGAACCAACCAACAUCCCAAUACGAAUAGGAGAAGAGAAAGUUGGCAUUUGGUUAACAAACCAUGCCCUUCCCUGUCAUUUUAUUUCUGCUUUGACUAAACAAUCAGGGCCUUCUGCCAAGCACAAGCAGAGGAGAUGCAAGCUGGAUGAAUGUCCACUAGAUGGUAGUAGACUGCCUUUUCUAAAGCUUUCACUAUUCAAGAACUGUGAAGAUUGCUGGCCAUCACUUAUGAGCAGCAUUUCCUUCCCCUUUCUGUUCUUCCCUUGGUAUUAGAUAUGAACAAUAUCGUAAUAAAAUUUAUUCAUUCA